UGCCAGCGUCAUGCCAGCGUCUCUUCUCUCUAUCUGCUAUGCGGACGGGAGUGACAGACGCAGACUGAAUAUUCGGGUGUGCCAGAAAUCUGCGCUGUUCGCUCGAGCGCUCUCCAUCCCCGCGAGCGCGUCUCAUUGAGAUCUACACGCGCGGCAUGAAUCUCAUCCCAGCGUUUAUUCACUCACACGACAUCACUGUGGUCAGGUGUAAUGUGUUUUAUUGAGAGAUGUGCGCGCAGGAUUAAAUCGGAUGGAGCAGUGGUACGCCGUUAAGCCAGUAACCGAGAGGAACGCGAUAUUUGCGUAUUGCAACUGUCUGAGCGUGUAAAUCUGAGAAGAAUGGACACGCAAAAUAUGAUGCAGUGCAAGUGUCGUCAUCUGAACAUCCGUUAUUUCUCUUAAACGCAACAGCACAGCAAGAUUUAUCACGGAAAUCCUUCAUAUCUUGUAAUAGCCUCAUGGAAGCAACCAUUUGGACUGUGUAAGGUAGAUUAUUGUUUGUAUAAAUACAUAUUUUAGUAUAUAAAUGUCUUCAAUCUCUUGAUUGUUUGAUUAUUCGCAAACCAUCUAAGUAUUAUUAAUUUAUUCGGGUCAUCAUUAAGUAUUCAUACUGACAUUUGCGUUGGGAAUAUUAUCUCUGAUGCACUGGAAUGCGUCUUCUUCUUAUGAGCUGUGUCUUCAUAUGAGUUUAGUCAUUAUUUUUGCCCUCCCAAGUGUGAUUAUUCACCUUAAUGAGAUCGUUUGGCUGAAUGAUGCGGAUGCAUAGAGACUGAAUGAGAGGAGAGCUGGAACAGAACAUCAUUGGAGUCACGGACAGACUGCCACAUCCACGCUGAACGAAUCACUGUGACAUCUGGCACCAAAACUGCUUAGUCUGUCGCGACAUCUGUGAGCUGUUCGGUCUGUACUUGAGUUUAGGUGGCACCCCAAGCAACAUCUAGAGAGGACUGACUCCGGACUGAAUCCCCAGAGGACCCAAAUCUAAAUUAAAUGCAGAGAGAACUUUGUCUAGACUGAAUCCAUAAAUGACCUGAAACUGGAUUCAUUCCAGAAUCCAGACGCAAUCCAGAUAGAAUCUGAAUCCAUAAAGGAACUAAAUCUGGACUCAAUCCAGAUAGGAGCUGAAGACUAAAUCCGUAAAGGAUCUGAGAGCAGUUCGCAACCACAGUGGAUCUAAGUCCAAACUGAAUCCUGGACUGAAUCCAGAUAGGAAUUGAACCCAGUCUCAAUCCAGAUAGGAUCUGAAUCUAGACUGAAUCCACAAAGGACCUAAAUCUGGACUGAAUGCAGACAGGACCUAAAUCCAGACUCAAACCAAUCUAGGCCUAAAUCCAAAUUGAAUCCAGAUAAAACCUAAAUCUAGAUUCAAUCCAGAUCUAAGCAGAAUUCAGGUUUAGAACUGAAUCCAGACUAAACCUAGUCCAGGUUGAAUCCAUAGGGGACCUAUUUGAAUCCAUAAAAUACUGAAUCCAUCUAUGAUCCCUGGGACACCUGCAGCGAUGCUCCCAGCCACGGAGGCAGCCAAGAUCUACCAGACCAACUACGUCAGGAACUCUCGAGCCAUCGGGGUCCUGUGGGCCAUCUUCACCAUCCUCUUCGCCAUAGUCAACGUGGUAUGUUUUGUUCAGCCCUACUGGAUUGGGGAUGGCAUGGACACGCCACAGGCCGGCUACUUCGGCCUCUUUCACUACUGCAUAGGAAGCGGAAUCUCCCGGGACCUGACGUGCCAGGGGAGCUUCACAGAGUUUGGCUCCAUCCCGUCUAGCGCCUUCAAAGCGGCGUCUUUCUUCAUUGGGAUGUCCAUGGUGCUGGUCCUCUCCUGCAUCGGCUGCUUCGCUCUCUUCUUCUUCUGCAGUACAGCCACUGUGUAUAAGAUCUGCGGGUGGAUGCAGCUGGCAGCAGGUACGUGUCUGGUGUUGGGCUGCAUGAUAUAUCCUGACGGCUGGGAUGCUGAUGAGGUGAAGAGGAUGUGCGGAGAAGGGACGGACAAAUACACCAUCGGAGCAUGCUCAGUGCGCUGGGCGUACAUCCUGGCUAUUAUGGGCAUCAUGGACGCCCUUAUUCUCUCUUUCCUGGCCUUCGUUUUGGGCAACAGGCAGGAUGGACUCAUGUCCGAGGAGCUGCUGGGAGACAAGAGUGGAAAUGCAUAGAUGCCAGAUACACUCAGGUGUUUCUGUCUCGUUUAAGGAAAAUUUUAUGUGAAAUCACAAUCCAGCUUUACCCAUCAUCCUGAGGGCAGGAAGCCUGACUGCAACGGUUUGAAAAACAUUAAAGCGAAGGAUGCAAACAGGGUGAAUAGAGUUGGGAACUCGCUGCUUUUCUGUCCAUAUCCCUUCUUUUCACUUCACUCCCUGGAAUUGCUUCUCAACAAAUCCCUACCCUAGUUUGAUUUACCGUGUUCUGUGCUACUAACAUGAUAGGGCAGCUAAUGCACCAUUUAGAAGCAAGUUUGACUUGGAAUAAUAAUAAUAAUAAUAAAAAAAAAAGUUAUUUAUUUUACGUUGUGUGCUCUUCUUCAGGCCUGCAUUACAAUAAUGUUAAUAUUUUGGGAUUUAAGAAUUACUGUAAAACACUGUUCUAUUUGACUGGAUUGGAUUAUAAUGUAUACUAAUAGAGAAUGAAACGUUCACAGGCUUGAAUUGUGGGAUGUACACUCUCCGGCACAGAGCUGCAACACAGUCACUAUCACCCCGGACGGACAAAAAAAAAAAAAAAAAAAAAAAAAAAAAAGGGACACUGAAUCAUGACCCCUUUUUCUCUGAGCCAAUCUACAUGCAAGUGACCAUUUAUUGGGUUUCAAAUGUACAAUUAUUUCACCACAACGCUAUCCAACAUUGUUUAAAGGGGUAUGUAAACAGAAGGUGAGAGUUCACUGUUAAUAUAUUUAAAUAAAAUAAGUGUCAAAAUUAGGGGCAGACAUCUCUGCCAUUAGUAAUUGUGCACAAGCCAAGUAUAUACAGAAGUAGGAGAGUGUUUUAAGUAUUAUGUAUUGAGUGUAUAUGUUGAAUUUCUGUAUGUCUCUAAUUCGAUAUUUACUUCUCGGCAGUGUUGGUGCUGUAUAGUUAUGUGUGCCAUAAUUAUGAUGUUCUCAGCCGGUAUCGUUUUGUACUCUUGGUAUAGUCAUUCUGUCCCACCAAGAUAAACGAACGCCAAUCAAAAAGAAAAUGUCAUGAGAAAACCUGGAGGAUGUGGUUUCAAAAAGCAAACACCCACAGGAAAUGACCUCACUGUGUACCUAGUGCCACUCCCUCCCUUCUUGGACAGCUGAAGAGUUUGGAUGAUUCUGGAUGAAGUUCUGAAGGGUAAGAAAAGUGAAAGAAAAAAAAUGUUUCACUUUAUUUAUUGGGUGUCUGUCUUGUCGGAUGUUGUAUGUAGAAAAUGAUGUAAAUACACCAUUAAAAUGUAUUAGUUAUAAAAGUUCAUUAAAGACAAUUCACCCACAUUAACGAAUAAAGAUUUUACCUCUGCAGACUAAAGUCAA
This is a messenger RNA of Ctenopharyngodon idella (grass carp), 3481 nucleotides long. It is a transcript of the gene lhfpl3, whose product is annotated as LHFPL tetraspan subfamily member 3. Lineage: Eukaryota; Metazoa; Chordata; Actinopteri; Cypriniformes; Xenocyprididae. Gene Ontology annotation, cellular component: plasma membrane. The record is from RefSeq and is a predicted model, not a curated record. The transcript has 4 exons. Gene Ontology annotation, biological process: sensory perception of sound. The coding region runs from base 1476 to 2150 and encodes 224 amino acids.